This is a messenger RNA of Cuscuta campestris, 503 nucleotides long. The record is from the annotation of a GenBank genome assembly. Lineage: Eukaryota; Viridiplantae; Streptophyta; Magnoliopsida; Solanales; Convolvulaceae.
ACAGAAUAUCUUCUCCUACCUUGGGUGGUGCAUAAGGCAUUUGUCCUCCGACCAGUAUCGCACGAGCAACAGCAUUCUGAAUAGGAAUGAACCUCACGGCCUUGCAAAGAGCGCAGAGAUACCCAACUUUGGACAUCCAUUCAAAUAUGCAGCAGAGAAACCGGCAGAUGAAGAGCCAUAUUUGGGUCCACUUCCACCUUGAACUGUUCAGGAUUCACUUCACACAACAAACCCAAGGAGCUGAUUCGGUGCUGGAAACAGCCUGCUGGAUUUCGGCAGUGGUGGACGGCAGUUCCGGCUGGGCAGCAGAGAGCAUGGGCUGGGCGUCGGCAGUGGAUGACGAGUCUUCUGGAUGUGCAGAAACAGUAGGCAGGGAGGACGAGGACUGUAGAAUGGGCGUCCUUUGUGCGGUUGGAGCAAGGCCCCCUGGCUCGAAUCCGUACGUCAUCUUCAUCAUCUAAAUAACCAAGUUGCAAGCUGUCCAAUGAAGCAUCUGUAGUGGA